CUGAAACUGAAAGGAAAAGAAGAUUAUAGAAGAUAACUAGAAAAGGCGUUUAGUUCUUAGUUCAAGGUUGCUGCUGAUGGAGUCGCAUAUCGACGACAUAGAAAGCCGAGACAUUAACUGCAGCAUCAUUGCUGAUUUUUGAAAAACCAUCAAUAUUUAGUUCCUCUUCUUCAAUCAAUUCGCAAUCCAAAAGUUUCGAACGCGAUUGAGAAGCUAAAAGCCCAACAACAACAAAUCGCAGCAACCCUGGCUGCGAUGGAAGUUCAACAACAACAAUAACAACAACAACAACGUGCUACGAUUAUUCGCACCCCGCGAGUUGUAUCGAGAGCAAGUACAGUUGAAGCCACCUGUAAUUCUUGCGUUAAAUGCUUUGCCACGCCAACCAACCCGGCGCGAUCAUCAAUAACAAAACCUUCCACUCUGCAGCAGAACUCAGCGUACUACCUAUCGAUGCGAUAGCACCGAGAGUGCCGAUUUAGCAGAAUGGGCAUAAUGACCCUUGGACAGCUACGACGACGACGACGGCGACGACGACAAUCGCGAGCAGUGUAACAUUUUAUAAGUAAAAUAAAUCAUUAUUGUUUUAACUCGUAAACGUAGUAGGUCGUCCUCACGUCAAUCCGAACAUUAAUUGUUGCAAGCUUAUAACUGGCGCAGUCGGUUUAAGAACUGUGUUUGAUUUCGUUCACGUGUGUUUGUUCCUGUCAGCAGUGCUUUUCCGAGGGAAUAUCGGAAUCGCCAAGGACGCCAUCGACGGUUUAUCGAAGGAUUGAGGACAAACCCGUAGAGACGACACCAAACACAAUCACUACCUCCAACUCAGACGAGAGAACAUCGUCUUUUUACAUUGAAACCGCAAACCAGUUACGAUAUACCGUUCUCACUCUAUAUCAUACAACUGGCUAACAUAAAAGAUGAAGAGAUAUCACACAGAUCAUCUCACUUCAAUGGUAGACAAACCUAACUCUCUGGAACGGAAUAAUAAUAAUAAAAAAAAAUGGUUGUGCCCUAUAAUAAAACCUUCUCCUCUUACCAUUUUAGGUUAAAAAGUAAACUUUCCAUUGGCAGCUUGCUACCCUACGUCUAAGUACUUUUACACGUCUGUUACAUCGAGCCUAAUACAACUCUCACCUUCAGAGAUGGGACUCAUUAGGCGCUGCGUGGAAGUGGAUUGCCGGAUCGCCCGAUGCACAAGAUCUACAGAUCAUUAACUCUACAAUGAAUGAUAUCAUCGAUCAAAAUAACCAGCAAUACAGAGUUAACGAAAAUAUCAACAACCGGAUUUCGAAACUGACGCAAGCAAUCAAUCAAACAGCCAGCGCUCUAAACCCCCAGAAAGGAUUGGACGUUAUGCAAGCAAUUACCACAAUGUUGAACAUGGACGUCAUUAAUGAACUCCUCGACAAUAUCCAGGAAGCAAUCACCCUCAGCAGAAUUUCCGUUAUUAACAACAAAAUUUUAUCAACACGAGAAAUAAACGCGAUCAAAACCGCUCUUCAAGACCAAGGAGUGAAGAUAAAUUUUCCGGACGAAGCCCUACAGUUUGUUACUCCGAAAAUUGCCGUGAAAGAAGGAGACUUGUUGUACAUACUCCAUGUUCCAGAAUUGGAAAACGCAACAUCUACAAUUGUGAGGAUAUACCCGCUGAUCGUAAAUAAUCAAAUGAUAAAAUCGUACCCAAGCCACAUUAUACGGCGUGGGCCAAAACUUUUCGAAACAGAUAAGCCCGAAGACUUCGUACAGAGAUCAUUCCACACUAAAGAAUUCGAAGAUAAAUGUAUUAGACCACUAAUACUGGGAAAACAAUCACAUUGUACCUCAGUUCACAAAAAUGAAACUACCCAACAGCUAAUAAACGAAAACACCUUAUUAAUUUCAAACGCUAAAAAUCACACACUAGAAUCCAAUUGUGGACCCGAUAAUAGAACCAUCACUGGCAAUUUCAUCAUCAAGUUCGCGAACUGUACGGUUAAAUUCAAUAACCAUAAAUUUCAUAAUUCGGAAACCAUGGUGGAUACAGAAAUCCUGCAUGGAGCAUUCCACAAUAUUUUGAUCAAUUGGACCAUUCAAAACCAACCUAAUAUAAAGGAAAUCCACGACACAGCCAUCAACAAUAGAAGGAAGUCAGACCACGUUUAUUUGCAACAAAGUAGCCUUCGCUUCAAUCUAUGGAUAACGUUUGGAGGAAUAUCUCUUUCGACAGCGAUUUGCUUCAUUAUAAUAAUCCUCAUUCUGAGAAACAUCAAUCCUUGCCUAAUGUUCAAUUUUAGGAAAAAGCAGCAACCAAAUGUCGACCCGGGACGGCUCGAACUUGAGGAGGGGGUAGUUACGAACGCGAUUGAGAAGCUAAAAGCCCAACAACAACAAAUCGCAGCAACCCUGGCUGCGAUGGAAGUUUAACAACAACAAUAACAACAACAACCACGUGCUACGAUUAUUCGCACCCCGCGAGUUGUAUCGAGAGCAAGUACAGUUGAAGCCACCUGUAAUUCUUGCGUUAAAUGCUUUGCCACGCCAACCAACCCGGCGCGAUCAUCAAUAACAAAAUCUUCCACUCUGCAGCAGAACUCAGCGUACUACCUAUCGAUGCGAUAGCACCGAGAGUGCCGAUUUAGCAGAAUGGGCAUAAUGACCCUUGGACAGCUACGACGACGACGACGGCGACGACGACAAUCGCGAGCAGUGUAACAUUUUAUAAGUAAAAUAAAUCAUUAUUGUUUUAACUC
This is a messenger RNA of Wyeomyia smithii (pitcher-plant mosquito), 2729 nucleotides long. RefSeq lists its product as uncharacterized. Lineage: Eukaryota; Metazoa; Arthropoda; Insecta; Diptera; Culicidae. The record is from RefSeq and is a predicted model, not a curated record. The transcript has 3 exons. Bases 1222 to 2403 code for a protein of 393 amino acids.